AUCCGUUGUACCACAGCCCGUUCACCAUUUUCCGUCAUACCGAAAAACACAAUGAUAGUGUCCAUCAGGUCCAUUCAUCAAAAGCAGUAUUAAACAAUGAAAUGUCGUUGAACUAUCGGCUGUCGAGCCAGGAGCCGGUGCAAAGCCAGCGCUCUAUGUCGCACAGGACUAAUCGCGUUAAUGUCGAUAUGGCUAUAGCAGGACCAUCUAAUCAGCCGUCAGGAUCAGGAGUGAAUUCCAACGUGCCGCCGCGAGACUCUGGAUCGCUGGGAGAUGGCAAUCAUUCCAGUGUAUCUUCUGAAGGUUUCUGCGAGAACGAAGAAGAGAUACUGCAGCAGAGUGGCGGCGAGACCGACUCGCACGCGUCCAGUUCGCCACCCGUGUCGUCGGACGACGCGCGUCGCCGCGUCUCCAACGACGACUCGGUGUCGGACGACGACUGCCAGAUGUACUACUACGAUGCGGCCGCCGCACGCCGCGUCGCCAGCGAGGGCGCCGGAUCCAACGCACAUUUGCAUGCC
Papilio polytes (common Mormon) is the source of this 521-nucleotide messenger RNA. RefSeq lists its product as uncharacterized. The record is from RefSeq and is a predicted model, not a curated record. The annotation marks the transcript as partial. NCBI's taxonomy places the organism in Eukaryota, Metazoa, Arthropoda, Insecta, Lepidoptera, Papilionidae. The transcript has 4 exons.